Messenger RNA from Elgaria multicarinata webbii, 564 nucleotides. It is a transcript of the gene TMEM272, whose product is annotated as transmembrane protein 272. The record is from RefSeq and is a predicted model, not a curated record. NCBI's taxonomy places the organism in Eukaryota, Metazoa, Chordata, Lepidosauria, Squamata, Anguidae. The transcript is spliced from 4 exons. The coding region runs from base 1 to 564 and encodes 187 amino acids.
AUGGCUGGAGGCUUAGAGAAGGCAUGUCACCGCUGCAUCUCAAAAAUCGCCAGCAAUGCAUCCUAUAUUUUUGGACUUCUUGCUUUCUUAGCAUUACCACUGUCUAUGGCUUUUACAGGCAUGAAGUUCUUAGAUGACUGUCCAGUGCAACCACUAAUUCCCUUAUAUCUUCUUGUGGGUGGUGUGGUUGGCAGUUUGAAGGUAGCUCUUCUGCUCUUUAACUCCACUAGGAUGAGACAACUGCUUUCCAAAUCAGUCAUGAUUGAUGAUGAUGACGCCGACGAAUAUCCAUGGAGGCAGAAUGCGCACAAAUAUUACAUUCAUCUUAUACUCAGCCUCUUCCUCUUCCUCUGGUUCAUACUGGGGAACUACUGGGUAUUUUCGGUCUACCUGCCUAAUUUCAUCCCACCUUUCCACCACCCCCAGGAUUAUUGUGAUAAAAUCCUAUACAUUUUUGCAGUUGGGGUGCUCAUCAUUAGCCACAUUGUGCUGGUUUUGCUGAUCUUCUGUAGCUGCUGCAUAUAUUGCUGUUCCAAGCAACAAUAUGCUGCAGAAGAGGAUUAA